AUGCAUCUGGGAAAAGUUUUACUGUUCGUCCUCCUCCUCAACUGCGCAACUUUGAGCUCCUCUCUUUCAACCUGUGCCACCGUGGAUAUCGACCAUGUGAAACGGAAGAGGGUCGAGGCGAUACGAGGGCAAAUUUUGAGCAAACUCCGGCUGACGACUAUCCCGCAUUCCCUGGGACCGAGCAAGAUCCCGUAUCAGAUCCAGGCGUUGUAUAACAGCACCAAGGAGCUGCUGGAGGAGCUGAGGAGGGACCGGCAGCAGAGUUGCGGCCAGGACAACACCGAGACAGAGUACUACGCCAAGGAGAUUUACAAAUUCAACAUGGUCUACGGACCAACUGAGAACAAUGAUCUGCUCUACUGCCCAAAAGGCAUCACCUCUAAAGUUUUCCGCUUCAACGUCUCUGCCAUGGAGAGGAACUCAACAAACCUCUUCAGAGCAGAGUUUCGUGCUCUGCGGGUGCCAAACCCCAGCGCCAAGAGGAAUGAACAGCGGAUUGAGCUCUACCAGAUUGUGAGGCCUAACGAACACAUCAGGAAACAACGCUACAUCGGAGCCAAGAACGUGCUUACCAAAGGGACUUCUGAGUGGGUGUCCUUCGACGUGACUGAGACAGUGAGAGAAUGGCUGAUGAACAAAGGAAGUAAUCUGGGUUUGGAGAUCAGCGUGCACUGUCCCUGCCACACCUUUAACCCAAAUGGUGACAUCAUUGACAAAGAGAGCGAGGUACUGGAGGUGAAGUUUAAAGGCGUGGAUGGAGAUGAAGAGUACAAACGUUUGGAUCUGGAUCACCUGAACAAGAAAAAGGAUCAGUUCCGACCACACCUUAUCCUCAUGAUGAUCCCACCACACCGCCUGGAGACUCAGUCCUCACGCCGACGCAAGAGAGCGCUGGACACAGACUACUGUUUCUCAACCACCGAAGAGAGCUGCUGUGUUCGUAAGCUGCACAUCGACUUCAGACGUGACUUGGACUGGAAGUGGAUUCAUGAGCCCAGCGGUUACGAUGCCAACUACUGCUCCGGGCCCUGCCCUUACCUGAGGAGCUCAGAUACAACACACAGCUCGUUGCUGAGCCUGUACAACACUCUGAACCCAGAGGCAUCAGCCUCCCCCUGCUGUGUUCCUCAGGACCUGGAACCCCUCACUAUACUCUACUACUCUGGACGAACCCCCAAAGUGGAGCAGCUCUCCAACAUGAUCGUCAAGUCCUGCAAGUGUAGCUGAGGAAUACAAUAAGAGGCAAGGUAGAAUGGCUGGAUUUUACAAGGUACUGAUGAAACUCAUGCUCAUUGACUUUUUGGACUCUUAGCUGUGACAAAUAUGUAAACUGACCCUGUAGCCUCAUGGCUUAGAUCUGAACCACUCUGGAGGUCAUUUAUUUUAAGGAUGCAGAUUUCCUUUGAAACUUGGUCAUCUAUUUUAUUAUUAUUAUUUGUAUUUCUCUCUGUGUGUUAUUCCCCUCCCCGUCCCCGUCACUUCUGGAUGACAGGUAGUUAUUUUCAUCUAGAAAAAGUCCAACUUUGUUUUGAAAUAAAACAUGAUGUUAAAAAUAUUCUUCUAGAUUUUGAGAGGUUGAAACACACUACGAAAGAUAGAUUGUGAAGAUCUCUGUGGAAAUCUAUCAAACGGCAAAAACAUCCUGGGGAUAUUUCUGAACAAUGAAAGAGAGAGACUUACUUUGAGGUACAUGUUUUGCUUCAGAGCUCAACAAAUAUGUUAGAAAUUCACACUUGGUGAAUCGUCAGUGGAACAGCUUGUUUCUAGCAUUGGGAUGAUUUUGUCACAAAUAUCAACCAUGCUCUCCUGAAUGGGCCUUCCUGUCUGGAUUUUACCUUGAAUAUUCCUCAGACAGUGGACACUAUCUUCGAACACAAAAGGAGAGAAGGACAGAGUUGCUGCUGUAUCCAAAGCCAUAGCUGUG
Messenger RNA from Notolabrus celidotus (New Zealand spotty), 1924 nucleotides. Its product is annotated as transforming growth factor beta-3 proprotein-like. The record is from RefSeq and is a predicted model, not a curated record. The coding region runs from base 1 to 1227 and encodes 408 amino acids. Gene Ontology annotation, molecular function: growth factor activity; type III transforming growth factor beta receptor binding; cytokine activity. Gene Ontology annotation, biological process: BMP signaling pathway; regulation of cell population proliferation; SMAD protein signal transduction. The transcript has 7 exons. Gene Ontology annotation, cellular component: extracellular region. Lineage: Eukaryota; Metazoa; Chordata; Actinopteri; Labriformes; Labridae.